GUUCACUUAAGUCUCCUACCUCUGAUCCAGUGAUCCAUGAUCAAAAUGGAGUUGCCGGGGAUAAUAGAUCACAUAAGAAAAAAGGAAUGGAUAAACUCAAGCACGAAUUAUUCAAUCCCCUUUUGGGAUCAGAUAUGAUCGAAAUUUCCAAGACGGCCUGUCCCAAAAAAAUCUUGCCCAUAUCUGAAGAAAAUUCAUCAUCCACAUCUCAAAUCGCUCCAGCUAAGGCAGACAAUAAUGACGAUGAGUAUUUUUAUUCUGAAGAUGGGAAAGUGAAAGGAGCGAAUGGAGAGGUGUCAAAGCUAUUCUGGCUUCCUGUAAUCCAAAUACUUCACACCUUGGCUUGUUUUGAAGCUCUCGAUGUCCUGCAUCUGGUCGAAUUAAUUUGGGAUUUCUACAAUAUGUGGACCACGUUUCGUAAGCGGUUGAUGUUUCAAUCCUUAAAUAGUACUAAUAAUACAUUUUGGGAUACACUGGCUAAUUCGAUCAAUGAAUCUGAAACCAAUUCGUCUCUAAGCUCUUUUUCUGGAAGUUCCAAUUUAUCUGGAAUUUUAGAUAUUACUUCAGACAUUAAAAUUCGCUUUAAACAAUACUUUGAUCGACUUAUGAAGGCGAGAAAUUAUACUUUUGAUGAGAUGUGCUACUCGAUAGUAAUUGAUAUUCAUAGUCUUGGAGGAAAUAUUAAGACUUCAACAGUGAAAAAUUUUUAUAAUAGUGUUAGUGGUAGUAGAGUUAGCACAAUUAAUCAGAUAAACGCAUGG
Funneliformis caledonium is the source of this 761-nucleotide messenger RNA. NCBI's taxonomy places the organism in Eukaryota, Fungi, Glomeromycota, Glomeromycetes, Glomerales, Glomeraceae. The record is from the annotation of a GenBank genome assembly.